AUGCCCAAUGCUUCACUCUACAGUCCACCUGAGGGCAAAGUUGGCAUCCUAUUCACCUUGUUCGAGGCAGUUCCACGCUUGCCCAACACUGAUUUCUGCAACCUGAUCAUCCGUGAAUACGGGUUUUCGAUGAGAGAAUUGACCCCUACCAUUAUAAACAAGAUAAUGGGCUUCGAACUACUCUGCUGUGCUUUGGGCCGCCUGUCGACUAUUCCAAGUUGCAAGGACUUCUUUAUUGCCUUUAUCCAUUAUCCGAGGGCUAUAGUGUAUGUUGAUCGUGCUCCAACACUUUUUGGUGCUGACAAGGAGUUGGCUGAUGUGCUUGAGAUGACCAUCAUCAACGGUGAAGAUUUUUUGGAUUGCUUCUUGGCUGCCGGCGGAAUGAGCGACGCUUGGAGAGCACGUGGAUGGAUGCCAAAGUUUUUUUUGUUGAGAAACAGGGAAGUCGUUCCUUUAGAGAGAGUGCUUCAGGGUCAGUUCAGUGAUGAGCUUCAGUGUCGUGAUGUUGAUUUUGUGGAAGCUCUUCCACCCCAUGUUUUCGGAUGA
Molecule: messenger RNA, 546 nt
Organism: Lactuca saligna
Lineage: Eukaryota; Viridiplantae; Streptophyta; Magnoliopsida; Asterales; Asteraceae
Source: the annotation of a GenBank genome assembly